Molecule: messenger RNA, 480 nt
Organism: Acanthosepion pharaonis
Lineage: Eukaryota; Metazoa; Mollusca; Cephalopoda; Sepiida; Sepiidae
Source: the annotation of a GenBank genome assembly
AUGCGUAGACGUGCAGUUUUCAUUUCGAGUCGGGGACUCAGUGGCCAAGCAUAUUUCAUCUCAGAUGGGAAACCGAUAAACAACUUUGAAUUUUUUAGACCUUUGAUUGAAGGCCUUGGUUAUUCUUUUCCAACUUUGCGACUCCCUGUCUGGCUCAUCUUUUACUUUGCUGCCCUCACAGAGCUGAUCCACAAUUUGGUUGCCAACAUCUAUAACUUUCAGCCAUUUCUAACUUGCACUGAGGUGUCCAAGACGGGUGUGACUCACUAUUUCAGCAUAAUGAAGGCAGAAAAACAGCUUGGCUACACUCCAACCAAACAGAACGAUCUCUCUGAAGCGGUUAAAAUCCUUAAAGAGUCUGGAUGCCUGAAGGCAACAAAAGAUCGCAAAACUUUCACUUGGAAUAGUUUCCUAUUCAACAUUAUUCUUGGCUUAAUUUUUGCUGCCAUUAUCUUGUCUUUCCUCCCACUGGCAGCAUGA